This is a messenger RNA of Vespula pensylvanica (western yellowjacket), 950 nucleotides long. It is a transcript of the gene mRpL11, whose product is annotated as 39S ribosomal protein L11, mitochondrial. Gene Ontology annotation, molecular function: structural constituent of ribosome; large ribosomal subunit rRNA binding. Gene Ontology annotation, cellular component: ribosome; mitochondrial large ribosomal subunit. The transcript has 3 exons. Gene Ontology annotation, biological process: translation. Bases 99 to 683 code for a protein of 194 amino acids. Lineage: Eukaryota; Metazoa; Arthropoda; Insecta; Hymenoptera; Vespidae. The record is from RefSeq and is a predicted model, not a curated record.
AUAGAAUUGCUCGAUCGGUAAACCAGACUGCAAAUGUAUCAACGUGAAAGAAGCUGGUAUUGAAGUUAUAUUUUAAAUUCUUAUUAAUAUCAAUCAAAAUGUCGAAGGCAGGGAAAAUGAAAACGCUUAAAAAAGUAAUGGAAAAAGUAGAUCAUUCUUCUAAAUUACGUACGAAUAUACCUGCAGGAAUGGCGAAGCCAAGUCCACCACUAGGUCCUAUGCUUGGACAGAGAAAUAUCAAUAUUCCUAAUUUUUGUAAAGAUUUUAAUGAAAGAACGCAGGAUAUCAAAGAAGGAGUUCCAUUACCGUGUAGAGUCAAAGUAAAUUCUGAUAGAAGUUAUAAUUUAGUCAUACAUAAACCACCAGUCACUUACUUUUUGAAACAAGCAGCUGGAAUACAAAUAGGAAAAAUGGAGAAAGGCGACAUAGCGGGCAAGAUAACUCUAAAACAUUUAUACGAAAUUGCAAAAAUAAAAUCUGAAGAUCCUCCAUUAGCGUUAAUGUCUUUAGAACAAAUUUGUGGAAUGGUAAUAGGAAUAGCCAGAACUUGUGGCAUAGAGAUAGUACGAGAAUUAGAUCCAAAAGAAUAUGAAGAAUUUUUGCAAGAGAGAGAACUAAAGAUCAUAGAACGUAGAAAAGAACGUCAAUUGGCUAAAGAAUCUAAAUUGCUUAGAACAGCAUAAAAAAUAUUUUUCUGCAGAAGUAUAAAUAUAAACGUUUAUAUAUAAUGAAACAUUUUAUGUUUGCAUUAUAUUUCUAUUACUUUGUAACAGUUUCAUCGUGUACACGAAGCAUUACCUGUAUAUUACAGUUUUUUUAUGUAACAAAACAGUUAUAACGAGUAGUAGAAAAUGUGACUGAGUAAUAAUGAACGAUAAUUUCGUUUCAGUAGAAAAAAAAGAAAUAAAAUAAAACAAAUAAAAUAUAUGUGAUAAUCGUUAAAUCGCAAA